GUUUCAUCAACGCAUAUCCCGCAACGUCCACAUACGCCAUUCGCGAUGGAGGUCGCCGCGGCCGCCAUUGCCUUUGCGCAGGGCAUCGGCAUGAUUACCACCGGCAUCCGAACGCUACAUUCAAUCCGGCAGGCUCCUGUUGAGUUUAUGGACUUGCUGAAUCAUCUUUCCACACUCAACGGGCGGGCUGAACUUCUCCGACGUUCUCUCGACUCCUUGGCAGGUGUCCAUUCGGACGUCCCCGACGUGGACAUCGACACGAUUCGCAAUCUUCAAGUACAGUUUGAGGAGAUCUCUAGCCAGUUAAACGACACAGCCACGAAUUUUAUUGCUAAAAGCAAGGGACUCGACAGCCAGGGACGUCAUAGGAUCCCCAGAAUCAUGUGGCAGAGGCAGCAGUCAAAUCUGAUGGGACUUCGCCAACGAGUGAAGCAGCUGAGCAGCGAGAUGACGGAUUGUCUAGCUGCUAUUAACACUUCUCAGGGGGUGCGGCAGACUGGUCUCGUGCUUGACGUCAGAGCGGUCAUGGAACAGUCUUUUACGGAUAUUGCGUCACAAAUUCAGCACGGAAACACCUUGACAGAGCAAGACCACGAGUCGAUUAAUCACAUCGUGCAGCAGAACGAGACCCAAACUGCCCUCCUCCAUUCGACUUUAGCAAACCAUCAAGAAAUCGGUGCAACCAUCAGCAGAAGACUGGAUGUUUUCGAAACGAGAGUCGAGACGCAGCUUUCCCGGGUCAUGGAGAACUUGUCCCCGGACCGACAUUCGAACCGCGCCUCUCAAGGCUCUCAGACCAGAACCCAGUUUGGCCACACAGUGAUAUCAGUCAGCACAACUCUCAGGCAGACAUGUCCACCAAACUGCAGAUGCCAGUGCCAUCGGACUUCAUAUGCUCGCACACCAGAAUGGUUGAGCUCAGUCAUGGGAUCACUCUUUGUGCAGUACAAGAGCCUUCCGAUACUGGGCAUCAAGAAAUGCGACAAGCCGUUGUGUAAAUCAGCGUCUCAGUCAUCAAUUCAGCUUCAGUGGUGUUUCCCCCGCUGGCUGGUAGCCCGGGCACUUGUGGCGUCGAUAUCGUGGAGCUCUAUCAACGAUGACGGCGCGGCUCUGUUUCUAAAGAUUCCGCGGUCUAUCUACGGUUUCGCGUGGUUGGUUACGUCAAGCCAUGACGAUAGGGCCUUCAUCCAGCAUUACAUGGACGGCACGAUUCGUCCAACGGAUAUCUUGGCCGAAUGGGGCGUAAACUUUCUAACAGUAUGCAUCGAUCAAAAAUACUGGCAACUUCUGCAAAUUCUUCUGGAUUUGGGGUUUGACCCAAGGAUGAAGGAUCUGACGGGCAGAUGUGCCAUUCAUUGGGCGCGGCAAUACGAACUAGAUGGAAAUUCCAACUGGGCACCCGCAGACGUUCAAGUGACACUGAGGCAGAUUGCGGCCAUGGAGCUUGAGGAUACGUCGCCGCUGACCAUGAUACAUCAAGUAAUCCGAGAGGACACGACACAUUCGCUGGACGAAUGCAUUCAAAUUGAGCCACAGCACAUCAACACGCCAGAUGAUGUUGGGUUCGCCCCCCUGCACUGGGCUGUGUGGAAAGAAGACAUGGCCGCAUUUCAGACUCUGGUAAAAGCAUCGGCCAAUGUCAACCAGCAAACCAGUCACGUACGUGAGACGCCGCUUCACUUCGCAUGCAUGCAUCACAAUGUGGACAUGGUUCAAACACUUCUCGAUUUGGGCGCAUCCAUCUCGUUGGUUGACCGUAACAAAUGGACGCCAUUGCAUUACGCUACCAACCAAAUUCAGGGCCGACAAAAAGAGAUGGACGUGGUCCAAAUUCUCUUGGAUGCUCAUGCCGACCCUAAUUGUGGGGAUGGGGAAGGAUCCACCCCCUUGCACCUUCUGUUUGACGAUGAAGUUGUCGACCUGGACCACGUCGCGGCCUUGGCAAGAGCUCUCAUCGAUGCCGGCGCAGACCUCGAGGCCAAAGAAAUAUAUGGAAGAACAGUUCUUCUCUGGACUUGCGCUUUUUCAUGCAAAAAUAUGCCCAUCUUGAUUGAUCUUGGGGCAAAUGUCAAAGCGGUAGAUGACAACGGACGAAAUAUGCUCUCAAAUUUGGUCAACAACGAAACAGAUCUCGAGCCCAGUUUGUUUUACCCAGAACUGCUCGUGGGUGUAAAUCCCGACGCUCGCCACGAAGACAAUGAGACUACAUUGGGUGUCAUGGCUACUAGGGUGCGCGACUCCAUCAACUGGCGGCCAUUAUCUCUUCGUGUCGUCGUUGACAUGGUCGACCUGAUCCUGGGAACCCGCGAGGCAAACUGGGCAGCCGGACUAUUUCUAGGCGACCUCCUAGGAUGGACAAAAGACGAGUACAACGAAAGCACUACAUCUGACACUGAUGACGACGAGCUUCAUCCCUCAGAUGGCAGUGGUUCAGGGGAUUGGGAAACGAUGAGCGAAGACGACGACGAAGAAGAAGAAGAAGACAACGAUGAUGAUAACAACAAUGGUAACGACGAAAGAGAGUGGAGCGACGGCGAGAAUAGCAUCACUUUUCACGAUGCCCGUGAGAGCUUGGAGUAA
Molecule: messenger RNA, 2580 nt
Organism: Fusarium falciforme
Lineage: Eukaryota; Fungi; Ascomycota; Sordariomycetes; Hypocreales; Nectriaceae
Exons: 6
Coding region: 46-2580 (844 amino acids)
Cellular component (GO): cytoplasm; nucleus
Molecular function (GO): protein binding
Source: RefSeq, a predicted model, not a curated record